Culex quinquefasciatus (southern house mosquito) is the source of this 765-nucleotide messenger RNA. RefSeq names its product 39S ribosomal protein L40, mitochondrial (gene mRpL40). Gene Ontology annotation, cellular component: mitochondrial ribosome; mitochondrial large ribosomal subunit. The coding region runs from base 120 to 722 and encodes 200 amino acids. The record is from RefSeq and is a predicted model, not a curated record. Lineage: Eukaryota; Metazoa; Arthropoda; Insecta; Diptera; Culicidae. The transcript is spliced from 2 exons.
UUUGACGUUUCUCUCGUUCUUCUGUUCUGAUGGUUACGAAAGAGUGCGAUCAAAACAAUCGACCGAAUCGUCGAGGUUCGCGUGAUUUUUCUUAAAAUUUAAUUUAAAAUUGCAGUAAAAUGUCGUUACUACUUUCUUUGCUGCGGGCUCCCCUUGCCCCCUCAAAAGCCUUCCUCGCGCACUCCCUGCACACCGCAGCCGGACCCAGCUGCUUCCGGUUCACACCGGCCCUGUUCGCAGAACCCCUCAAAAAGAAGCGCAAAAUCGACCCCCAGGUCCUGAAGCAGCGCGAAGACCGCAAGCGAAAACGCCUGGAAAAGCAAAUCCGCCGUCUGGAGAAAAACGCUCGCCAGCUCAAACCGGUCGAAGACCUGCAGGUUCCGAUCGAGCUGCUGGACCAGCAGGCCCAGCGCCGGCGGACACAGGGCGUCAAAGUCACGCCCGCGAUGCAGGACGAACGGGUGCUGCUGGAGAAGCAGUGGGCCAAGUUCAAGAUGCAGGAAAAGCUCGGCGACUAUCAGCUGAUUGACCGGGUUUUGGCCGCCCAGACGAAGGCCCUGAACGAGCUGCGGUUCGAGUCAGAGGCGCUGUACCAGGCCGCGAUUCAGCCGGAUUUGGCGCUGGUGCCGCUGAAGGCGGUCGGUCCGGUGGCGACGCCUCCGAUUCGGGGGUACGAAAUGCCGGACGGCGAGUACAUCGACAUUUCGAAGAAGUGGGAGUGAAUAAUGAUGAUAAUGUUGAAUGAAUGCUUGUAGAAAUUGUAAA